CAAUUCAGACCAUGUUUUGUCAGACCAAGUGAAAAGGCAAAAGUUUUUUGAUGUUUUUGAGCGUUCGUUUACAUGACCAACGGUGCUCAGAGCCACUAAAAACACAACAUUUUGAAAUCUUCUCCCUCUUCUUGAAAACGCCGGGAAACGCAACGUUUUAGAAACUCUGCUACUGCGCACAAAAUAUUCUUUUUCACAUGUGCAAGUAGAUGGAUGGUAACAGCAAUGUUUUCCUCCGGGGUAUCAAUAAGAAUACAAAUCUGUUCACAGCAGUGUUGUUAAUAUUUAUAGCAGGCAUCAGUCAUUCUCAAGAAUUGUGUUUUUCCUCACAAAUUGCACAAAGAAAUGAUCAUGUCUCCAACUUGACAUUUUAAUAUCUCUUUUUUUAAGUAUCCAAAGUUAACAAAAUAAAAAGGAAAGAGUGGGCUGACUUCUUAUAAAUGACUCCCCAAAUAUAUCAAGCUUUACUUGAAACACAACAGGAUAUGUGAGAAGUAAAAUUAUAUCACACGCCACUUACAAAAAAAAAUAAAGAUCAAGUAGAAAAAGGCCUUGGAAAAAAAACACGCAACAGAUCCAAACAGUUAUGUUUGUAGCAAACGACAAAGCACAAAGUCACAACUAGACAAGAUCACAAAAAGUUUGUACUACAGCAGCUAUAACACAGUAACGUUGAGGAUAGAAAUAAUUCUGCUAUUUCUGUAGUAGUCCUAUAAAUCCACCUCAUGGCAAUAAGGAGAAAUUAGUCAGGUAAAUAAACACAAUCACUAUAGAAAAUGGAUCACAUUUUCUACAACUCUUACAAUAAUUUUUAUUCAGUGGGCAUCAUGACCCACAGUGUCAAAAGGCUGCAUGAGAAGAAUUAAAAUGAUGUUCUCUGCAUGAUAACAGACUAAAACAGUAAUGCAUCAAACAUAUUUUAGUUCUGGGGCCACAUUCUGACCAAUUUAAUGCUGAAUGUGUUGGACCAGUAAAAUACUGCUAAAAUAAACUUCAAAUUUGAAGUUUUUUUUUGUUUUGGUGCAAAGUAUGAUGAAAAUACCUUCAUAAAAUUAAACAAUUAGUACAAAAAAAGGCUGUAACCUCAACAUAAAGUCAAUUUUAAUGAAAGCUUCUGGUGCAAAAUACAGUGAAAUGUCAAAAAAAUCAUCUUUUGCAUGUUUUUACAAACUCACCCUGGCAGUAUGGUUAAUGCAAGUGCAAAAUGCAAAGUGCAAAACAUCUUUAUGUAUCUAUUAUGUAUUGAGAUUACAUCUACAUUGUGCUUGGUUGCUUUAAUUAAGAUUGAAAUAAAAUGCAAAAAAAAAAAAAAAUUCAGUAAAUAUCUGCAGAUGUGUGAAAUACUUAGUGAGGAAAUACUUUCUGGUGCAUGUUGAUAAUGAUUCACACAGUCUCUGAGAUGGAUCUGUAAAAUGGAUCAGGGGCAGAGUGACUGAGUCGAACUUUGAACUGAAUAAAAUUCACAACGUGCUACAAUCAGGUUGGAAUAUGGUUAGAAUUUUAGUGUUUCAUUGAGGUUUUCCAGAUCUCAUAAAAUACAUGUUUGUUUCCACCUUAGAUUUUGUUCCCUUGUAACCUUGGUUUGGUUGAUUGAUUAAACCAAGAGACGUCAGAACACUCAGGUGUGGUUAACGAAACAGUUUUCUCUCUGUGGACUAACCUAUGAGCUAAAAACAGGUAAAGUGGCAAUUAAAAGCCUAGCUUUUUACAAAACCUGAAGGAAAUCAAUGGUGUGCAUAUGAUUAAUUAAGGAUGCUGUGAAGGUCCUACUCUGCCUGCCAUUGGCCGGCACGUUCAUCUUUGACUUUUAGAGUGACGUUUGGUUGAGGUCAACAUCACAUCGUGAGGCUGAGCUGCACCAUUGUGUAACAGGGAAACAUUUAACAGCCCUGAGGUCAAAUCAGGCAAAACAGAAAGUGUUUGGGAUGAUGUGUCACAUUGCACAAGCUGUUAUCAGAAUCAUGUUAUUGCAGAUUCAACAUGUCAACCUGAUCUCUGCUCUGGUUCUGAAGGGGCCUGUUCAGACACUUGCAGGAAUGUCAUAUUGCCCGGUCAUGCAACUAAAAAUUUCAGGAAAUAACAUUACAGUUCUUCACAGCACUUCAGCUGAGCAGAACCAGAGGGAAACAUUAAAUGAUCAUCUCAGAGGGGUUUCUUUCUCUCCGAUAGAGAAGAAAAACAAUCAUGGAAGCUGCGCUGACUCUGAAGGCUGUGAUGAUUGUGAUGGUUGUGGCCCACGGCGGAGCGGUGCCCAUCACAGCUCCACGCAGUGAGGCGGAGGUCUCCAAAGCCCAGGACUACCUGUCCAGGUUUUUCUCUGAUGUGGGGGUCAGUGCCCCCAAAACUGUCUGGCGAAGCUCCCUGGACUCUUAUGAGGACACUCUCAAAAAAAUGCAGGAGUUCUUUGGGCUGGAGGCGACGGGGCAGUUGGACUCCAACUCGCUGGAGGUGAUGAAUCGGCCACGCUGCGGCUUCACAGAUGUGCUCAGAUACAGUCACUUUGCAGGAGGGCCGAAGUGGGACAAGACAGUGAUCACAUACAGGGUGACAGAGUACACUCCAGACUUGACUCAACGUGAAGUGGACGCCACUUUAGCCAAGGCUCUUAAACUGUACAGUGACGUUACUCCUCUGGAUUUCAAGCAGAUUGACAGCGGCACCGCCGACAUUAUGAUCAAGUUCAGCAGUCGAGACCAUGGAGAUUUUUCGCCAUUUGAUGGACCGCAAGGCGUCUUGGCGCAUGCAUUCUCACCUGGACAAGGCCUCGGCGGCGACACGCACUUUGAUGAAGAUGAGGUUUGGACGCUGUCGGCACAAGGAUCCAACCUGUUCCUGGUGGCAGCCCAUGAGUUCGGCCAUGCUAUGGGACUUUCCCACUCCAAGCUCCAGACAGCCCUGAUGUUUCCCACCUACCAGUACGUGAACACAGACGGAUACACGCUGCCAGAAGAUGACGUGCAGGGCGUGCAAGCUCUCUAUGGAGUCAGAUCCACGACAGAUCAGGUAACGGCUGAGCCCAAACCAGACCCACUACCCCCCUUGAGACCUGUGCCAAAGCCCCACGAUGAACCUGAACCCACAUCGGCUCCUGUCCCAGACCGCUGUGACGCAGGUCUCACUUUUGACGCCGUGACCACGAUUCAAGGAAAUCUGUACUUCUUUAAAGAUGGAUAUUGCUGGAGGAAGACCAGCUCCUGGGAUGGAAUCAGCAUGAAGCCGAUUCAGUCCGUCUGGGCUGGAAUCAGCAAAGUGGAUGCUGCUUAUGAGUACAAGAGAGACAAUACUGUGUUUUUCUUUAAAGGGGAUCAGUAUUGGGGGUUCACAGGAAACACUGCGCUGCCUGGUUAUCCCAAACACAUCCGUGACCUCGGCUUCCCUUCAACCAUCGACGGGGUGGACGCCGCCGUUCACGUGUCAUUCAUAAGUCGGACAUUCUUCUUUGCGGGCAACAGAUUCUGGAGCUACAAUGAAAGACGAGGCAAAAUGGAUCGUGGGUACCCAAAAUUCAUCCACAGAGACCUCCCUGGCAUUGGGUUCAGAGUGGACGCUGCGUUUGAAAACAGAGGAUACCUGUACUUCUCAUUUGGACCCAGUCAGACUGAGUACCAUUAUGUACGCAGGAGAGACAUUCGGAGCUUCUUGAACAAUGAAUGGAUGGACUGUUAAAAAAAACAAGCAGUGACAGUCCACAGAUAACACACACAUGCACGCACACACACACUCAUACACCUCAGAACAUUAUGCUCUGAGAACACCCUUUUAACGUCAACAAGUAUCUUCUUAUAAAACAUGAAAGUAAAUGCAACUUCAGCAAUCAUAGUGAAAUGUCAGACAAUGAAUUAAGAAGUUUAAUAAAGAUUUGAAAUGUAAUGCAUGCAAGUGUGCGUGUUUUUAUCUUUAUGUGUACGUGGUAUAGUGGUGGUGAGAUGAUGAUGUAAAUGCUGUUUAAAGACUUAUUUUAAUGCAAUUUAUUAUGUAAUACUAUGUGGUUUACAUUCAGUGCAAUGUUCCUUUGAGGCAUAUGGGCCCAAAAUUUUUACAAAAUCUUUUGAACAUCACCAAUCUGUAUUGCAGUUGUUAUGAAAAAAAAAAAAUCAUCAUCAUUUGGACACACU
This is a messenger RNA of Salarias fasciatus (jewelled blenny), 4115 nucleotides long. RefSeq names its product macrophage metalloelastase-like. Gene Ontology annotation, molecular function: zinc ion binding; metalloendopeptidase activity. Lineage: Eukaryota; Metazoa; Chordata; Actinopteri; Blenniiformes; Blenniidae. Gene Ontology annotation, cellular component: extracellular matrix. The transcript is spliced from 10 exons. Gene Ontology annotation, biological process: proteolysis; extracellular matrix organization; collagen catabolic process. Bases 2185 to 3666 code for a protein of 493 amino acids. The record is from RefSeq and is a predicted model, not a curated record.